This is a messenger RNA of Cylicostephanus goldi, 1514 nucleotides long. The record is from the annotation of a GenBank genome assembly. Lineage: Eukaryota; Metazoa; Nematoda; Chromadorea; Rhabditida; Strongylidae.
AGGAUCUAAACAGACUGUUUGCUGAUGCAGCCAAGGAAAGUGGAACUGAUGGAGCUUUAGCUGGCGUCUGGGCUGAAGUUACUGCGUUGAUGGAUCAGAAGAUACCAGCCGAUCGUGAUGAUCCUACCACCGUCAACCUGCUUAUAGAGAAGGCUUGUCUCUAUUUACAACAUCUAUUUAUUGAACAUAUGGAUGCACAAGUGGAAAGAAAUCUUGAACGAGCACAGCGGGGAGGCGUGCCCGGAAUCCGUGGGCUAGUUGAAGCCUAUUUGAAGAUCGGCGCAGAUGAUCCGUUUGCAGAAGAUGGAACAGUUGAAGGGUUACCUGUCUGGGAGGUAACCUACCACUGUCUGCGCGCUGGCGACUUGGCUGCAGCGAAGGAUGCUCUGGAGUUGUUGGCUAACUUCCCUCAGUCGGCAGUCCUCGUAUCUUGUCUUAACCACCUCAAUAAGGAGGCCAAGCUGGAUGUGGAGCUAAAGAAGAAGUUGAAAGUAGAAUGGAGACACAAUCUAAACUCCGCGAAGGACAAAUAUAAACGAGGCUUGUAUGCUGCGUUAUUAGGCUUAGAUUCUACUUUGUCGGAUUCGCUUGAGAACUGGCUGUGGUUCAAGCUGUUUGCCCUGAAAGUAGACCCUCAUAUGUCUCCCAUCCUCUACGCAGAAGUGCAGAAAAAUGUUUCUAUAGACUAUGGGGAGUCAUAUUUUAUGUCUGGCGGAAAGGCGGAGUUUCAUUACUAUUUCACCGCUUUGUGGCUUUCUGGCCAGUUUGAACGGGCUAUCAAACUUCUCUUUGAUUGCAAUCAUGUGUCGGACGCGGUUCAUGUUGCUAUUCUGGCUUACGAACUGGGAUAUCUGCGAAACACCGCCAAUGCAGCUGCUGACACUUUGGUAGUGGAUUCUGCGCAGAUGACGAAAUGCUACUGUAAUAUUGCGCGUCUACUUGUCUCUUAUACUAAGGAAUUUGAAUUGGAUGAUGUUGCUAGAGCUUUGGAUUAUUGGUCGCUAUUGAAGGGUUUGCAAACGCCUUCCGGCAGUGAUGUUUUUGAGAUGGCGGUAAGUAGAGCCAUUUACCUAACCGGGAAGGCUGAUGAGAUUAUCGGAGCACUCGGUCCAGAUGGCAAACGUUCCCCUGCUCUGAUUGAUGAAUACCUGGAAGACCCCUCGGAUAUCAUCUGUCGUGUCGCGCAUGACACCGAGCUUGGAGGAGACACUACGCAGGCUGUUAGGCUCUACAUCCUUGCAAACACUCCUCUGAAAGCCAUAGAACUAUUGUGCUCUGAACUCAGCGAUGCCAUAAGAGUGAAUCGGACUAGAAUGGCAGAGCUUCGUCGCUUAGCAGAAGAUUUUGUAUCAGAUUCCAGUGUAUCGCAGCAAUUACGGCUGAUACCUUUUGAUAUGGACCAGGUACCAGUAAUAGUUGGAGAGUUUCACUUAGUCCCCCAGAAGGUUCGAGAAGUUAUCCCGGAUCUAUGCCUGCAUCUGAUGCGUUGCAUGGUAGAUGCAAUCCACUCGUCA